Molecule: messenger RNA, 1204 nt
Organism: Fusarium oxysporum Fo47
Lineage: Eukaryota; Fungi; Ascomycota; Sordariomycetes; Hypocreales; Nectriaceae
Product: C2HC-type zinc finger protein
Exons: 5
Coding region: 230-1204 (324 amino acids)
Molecular function (GO): zinc ion binding; nucleic acid binding
Source: RefSeq, a predicted model, not a curated record
UCGCGUUUUGCGAUAAACACGGUUUUUUUUUGCCCUCUUGUAAUCGAAUUACUACAAGAGUUUGUAAAUCGAUCUUCAUGAAUUAACUUAAUACACAGGGCCGUUUUCUUCCCUGUAGCUAUAGCCUCUCCACGUGUUUGCGCCACCGGAGCUUUUCCCACUCGAAUUAUACUACAUCACCUACGAAGCGUCUUCGCAAAUAUAAUAAUCGUUGACACGAACAUUCAUCAUGGCGCCCGAAACACCACGAGCAGUCUCUUCGAGACUUCUUACUAUGAAGUUUAUGCAACGGGCAGUGGCCUCAGAAAACUCGUCCCCGGAUUCAGAAACACAUUCAUCCAAGAAAAGAAAGACUGGACAUUCCCCAGCGGCGGGUCGCCUUGACCUGAACAUUGACCAGGCUGCAAUCAAAGCCGCUCUUGAUGCACAAGAAACCAAACGACAAGAGGCCCUGGAGAAGCAUGUUGGGGCCGACACACAUUGGGUUCUUGACAACCCAUUUGCUGGGUUAAAAGCUGCAAGUCAGACCAAAGCACCUCUCAAUGUCGUGUAUGUUGGGUAUGGUGAUAUGGAUUCAUCUAAUGACUCAGGCGAUAAUGAGGAUGUGCCGAGAAACGGGCGUACUUCAACAAAUAGCUUCAAGAAGGCGGCGAACCAGAAACCAGAAUCCCAGAAGACAUCAGACAACGAGAGCGAGAGUGAAGAUGAGGACUCAGACGACGCAAAUGCACCGGCGCAUGGACAAAAGCGGAAGCCAUCCAGUGAUAGCCCAAGCCGUUCACGCUCCCGUUCCCGGUCACGGCCAACUGCAGAGAGUGCCAAAGCCAAAGAAUUCCGGGAUAAGAGGAAGAAAAAAGAGGUGAAGCUAAGCAAGCCAACAUCAAUAUCCUCUGGUGGUGGUAUUUCCUCAGGAGGCGGGAGCCAGUUCUCACCUGCUGGAAAAGCCAUGACCUGCUACAAGUGCCACCAGACUGGUCACAAAGCUGUCGACUGUCCUAAGAGGGGUCAAAUGGCGCACAUGCGAAAUGGGGGCAAGCCAACAAGUGCAUCCCCUGAGCAAAGACAGGAAAGCCAUAAUAAUUUGCCGAUUUUCAUGAUUAAGGGCUUGUUGGACACAAGGGAUACAGGGGCGACUUGCAUUGAGCUUGUACCAUGUGCACCCAAGACAGCCAAUAACACUGUUGCACUGGCAACUUUGAGAUGA